This is a messenger RNA of Acipenser ruthenus (sterlet), 8133 nucleotides long. It is a transcript of the gene nr1i2, whose product is annotated as nuclear receptor subfamily 1, group I, member 2. The record is from RefSeq and is a predicted model, not a curated record. NCBI's taxonomy places the organism in Eukaryota, Metazoa, Chordata, Actinopteri, Acipenseriformes, Acipenseridae. Bases 3301 to 4425 code for a protein of 374 amino acids. Gene Ontology annotation, molecular function: nuclear receptor activity; zinc ion binding; RNA polymerase II cis-regulatory region sequence-specific DNA binding. Gene Ontology annotation, biological process: negative regulation of transcription by RNA polymerase II; cell differentiation; positive regulation of transcription by RNA polymerase II. The transcript has 10 exons.
UAGCAAAGGGCUUCACUGUCUCUAUAGUUUGCUGCAGUUUAAUGACCGAUUGCCGUGCUUAUACAGCUAAGAAGGGACGCAUAGAGUGGAAUCAAACAUGGCCGAUGGUAGCUAACCAAAGACUCGAACAUCGCUGAUGGAGGCUGCAAAGGGAUUAAAGUAAAAUAAAAUACCAUCGACCAGACUCCAGCACUCCCACUGGUGCAACUCAAAUAUGCAAUUGAAAUAUUUGGUAGAGUGCAAAGCUCAUCGGGAUACAGAGUUGUCCACAUGUUGUGACCCUGGCUAAUGCUCUAAGAGGGAGCACCACGUCAAACAGAACAACAAACCACACAGGCCCACUGCACAACUGCAACUGAACAGGCUCUAUGAGUGACCAGGGCAGCGAAGGUGAGGCUGGCUGUGUCCAGAUGAUGGGCAAGGAGCUAGAGGAGGAGGAGCUGGAGGGGAGGCAGAGCUGCGAUGGAGGAGUGGUCGAGGACGAUGAUUUUGACGACGACGGAGAGCCCAGAUUGUGCCGGGUGUGUGGGGACAAUGCCACUGGUUACCACUUCAACGCCAUGACUUGUGAAGGCUGCAAGGGCUUCUUCAGGCGAGUCUCCUUGAUAUUCAGUGCUAUUUCCAUUUACAAACUGACUCUAUGAUAUGCAGGAUAUAAUUGAAUGGUUUCACUGACCCUGAUUAGCACUAAUCUUGGACUACCUAAUGUUAUCAUUGGUAAGGUUCUGUAGUCCAAGAUUCGUGCAAAUCCAGAGUCUGUGCUCUAUAAUUUUUCAAUUUUACCCUGCUUUUCCUAUAGUUACAAUAUGCAUUUACCAUGUUUUGCCAAGGUUUUCUUUUUUUUUUUGUUUUGUUUUAAAUGUAUCCUUUACUACUUCUCUGAACUUUACAAUGCUUACAUAUGCUUUACCGUACUUUCACCAUGCUUUAUUACAUGUCACUAUGCUUUUACUUUGGUAAACUUUUAUAAGGGUGAAACCAGACAAAAAAGUAGUAAUCAUAUACGUCCGUAUAAAGUACAGGAGUUCAAAGCCUUCUGAUUUAGUUGAUAAUAAGACUGUGUGCCGCCUGUGGUUAUUAAACACAAAUGUUUUCACUGACUUUGCCUCAGAACACCUGUUCAAAGCAACUGAAAAAAUAUCAAAAUUAAUGAAUAAUUGCAAUUUAUGAGGAGGAUGAAAAAUUGAAAAUGUAUUAAAAUUCAAGAAAACUUCAGCAAUAGAAAAUACUCUGAGCAAUAUAAAAAAAAUAAUAUGAAUGUGAGAAACUGCAAAGAUUAUAGCUUAUAAUUGUAAUAAUACAAAAACAAUACAAAUAAAGCUGGUACUAUUUAUUAUUAUUAUUAUUAUUAUUAUUUAUUAGCAGACGCCCUUAUCCAGGGCGACUUACAAUUGUUACAAGAUAUCACAUUAUUUUUACAUACAAUUACCCAUUUAUACAGUUGGGUUUUUACUGGAGCAAUCUAGGUAAAGUACCUUGGUCAAGGGUACAGCAGCAGUGUCCCCACUGGGAUUUGAACCCACGACCCUCCGGUCAAGAGUCCAGAGCCCUAACCACUACUCUACACUGCUGCCCCUGUAUUUAUAUCACAUUAUAACUGCCAGAAAAGAUACACCCUUCUCCUGUUAGUUCACUAAAACCAGAACAGUGCCCCUAGGAUUACACAACCUUUUUUUUUUUUAGAUCUGCGAUGCAAAAAUCUGAAUUCUGCAUUGCACAUAAAAAUUAUGUGACUCGUUCUCCAACUUAUUUGUAUUUUUAGAUAGUUUCUUGUAUGAAUGAAACCCAGAAAUAGUGUUAUGAUUGUGCAAAAAUAGUUUGAUUUAUCUUGCUUUAUAAGAAUAGCAUCAGCAACUCUAAGAAAGUGCCUGAAGGUUGGGCAAUGCAGCGUCUUGCUUGUUUUAGUGCCCAGUCCAGGCAGUUUUGUCUUGGUCUGGCUUUCAUCCACUCCUGACUGUGGUACGUUUUUUGUGAUGCCUGUAGGCAAAGAUUCACAGAUGCUGAAAUGUAUCCUUUAAAUUGUACGUCCAACCAUCAAUUUAAUUUUACAUUGGAAUGUGCAUUACCAUGGAGAAUGUGUAGGUGUGCACACUGCUGACCUUUUCUAAGCAACAGGAAAUACAAUAAGAAAGGUCAUUGCAACAGGUUCAACAGAGAGUGUCAUCUGAUAUCUGUUGCCAUAGUCACACCCAUAUGCUGCCAGUUGCUUUUUUGUCACAUAUUCAUGACAUGAACACAUCAUUUAGGUCUUCACAUUUUUACUAUAAAAUUAGAAAGAAAUUAGAGCCUUGGUUACCCCUUCUUAAGACCCAAACAUGCACUGCUAUUUAAAACCGCAUGUGCUAAUUACUUGCACCAAAUGCACAGUAGCAUACUUUUUUUAAAAAUCAACAUUAAUGCUGGCACAGUAGUUAAUACUUUCCCCUAGGUUGUUUUGUCUGCUACAGUUAUGCCUUCUUGGGGGGUGACAUAUGCUGAUAACAAGUAGCUAACAUAUGUUUGCAUGACCUUAAUGAUAUGAAGAACUGCCCUCUACUACAUGUUUGUGGCUUUAAGAAUUAAUACAUGAUGUUGUAUUGUUUGGAUUUUUGUUGUUGUUGUUGUUAAUUUGAUAAUUGAAUGAUAAUUGAAUUGGAAUAAAGUGUUGACUUUCAAGUAGUAGAUCAUACAGGAAGUUUGAGACUCUUUCUCUCUUUCUCUCUUCAAAGAGUUGCAGACUGAACAUAUGUUCUCAAAAUGUGUUUAACCUGACCAGAUUUGAAGUAUGUAUGCAAUGGGCAAUAUUCACAAAGCAAGCUGGUAAUGUUGCAAAUGUUAAAAUAUUUCAGCAUAUGCAAGACUAUUAAAUAUAUAUUUUAGUGUGCACUGUAAAACUAACAUUUCAUGUUAGAUUUGCAACAUUGACAGUUUGUUUUUUUUCCCUUAAUUACAGAAUGUACAGAAAAUGUGCCAUAUUGUGUUAUUUUCACAAUCUAUAGUAAAAAAAAAGUACUUCUGUAAUUGAGAGAUGGGCCUUUGCUCAAUUCAAUUAUUCAUUAGGACAAAGCACAUACUAAAUAGCACAUAUGCAGACCUGAUGCAUAAAAACCUUUAUAAACCAAAAGGUAAACUAAUUGUGCAAAAACUUCCUUUUGCUAAUUAAAAAAACGCCUCACAAAAAAAAAAUAUAUAUAUAAAAUGAACACUAGUCUAUAGAAUAUAUAACAUGUAGCAUAUUUUGGUAAAACUGUAGGAAAAACUAAAUGGUAUUAACUGAAACAUUUGUCUGUUCUCUAGUGUGAUUGUGGGGUAAAGUUAUGGAUGAAUUUACAGUGUUUACAAAUCAUAAAUCAAUUUACCGUUUCCAGACGUGCUAUGAAGCGCAGCCUUCAGUUCAGCUGCCCGUUUCAGAACUUGUGCAUCAUCACCAAAAAUAGCCGGAGACAGUGUCAAGCGUGCCGUCUGAAAAAGUGCCUGGAUAUUGGUAUGCUUAAAGAAUUGAUCAUGUCAGACAAAGCAGUUGAACAGAGACGGGAGCUAAUCAAGAAAAAGAAGCAGAGGCGUAAGGAGCUGCCCUCUACAGAAGAGCCGAAGGGCCUGGACCCACAACAGGAAAUGAUCAUCCAGGAGCUUGUGGAGGCUCAGAAGAAGACCUUCGACAUCUCCUUCUCACACUUCAAGCAGUUCAGGCCUAUCAAUCGGAACACCAACCACCAGCUGCAAGUCAACCAGACUUCUCCAGAUCAAGUCGCCAGUCUGCAGGAGAGUCAGGAAGCAAGCAGCAGGCUGCUGUCAGACGCGGAACCCCAUCAGGAUCCCAGCGGUUCAGCAAACAAGGCCAGCUCCCAGAUUUACUCUAUGUUGCCCCACGUUGCUGAUUUGUCCACCUACAUGAUUCAGCAGAUCAUCAACUUUGCCAAGAUUCUGUCCAGCUUCAGGGAACUCUCAAUUGAAGACCAGAUCGCACUGCUAAAGGGGGCAACAUUCGAGGUGUGUCAGAUCCGCUUCAACAUGCUUUUUAACACAGAGUCAGGGAUCUGGAAAUGUGGGCCAAUCCUGUACAACAUUGAUGAUGCCGCCAAUGCUGGUUUUCAGCCACACCUGCUUGACCCCUUGCUGAAGUUUCACUACAUGCUGCGGAAUUUAGAACUUCAUGAAACGGAAUAUGUUCUAAUGCAGGCCAUCUCUCUGUUCUCCCCAGAUCGUCCAGGCGUUGUAAGUCAUGAUGCCAUUGACAAGUGUCAAGAAUGUUUUGCUUUAAUAUUAAAAACAUACAUCGACACCAGGAGAUCCCAGCCAUCUAACCUCCUGUUCCCAAAGAUCAUGGCUUGCCUGACGGAGCUGCGCACGAUGAACGACGAGUACACCAAACAGGUACUGAAGAUCCAGGACAUCCAGCCCGACGUCACGCCCCUCAUGAUGGAGGUCUUCAGCAACAAUCCCUAGCACCAGCACCAGCGGCAGAAGAGGAAGACUUGACAUUAGGACAAAGGGGUGGAUUCAUUUGCCAGAAAAAAAAACUAGGAAGGGCUUCUGUAUAUUUUUUGAAACAAGCCCAAUCACGUCAACUGGCAGAUUGACUUAAUUUUAUCCAGCUGCGCAUAUAACCUGCCCCACUCCCCCUCCUCAAACCCCCUCCUGCCAAUACAAAGCCUUUAUGUGUCACUGAGGACAAGCAUCCCUUCUCAGGGAUUUUCGGUUACAUGAAGAGACUGAGUGCACACUGAAGAUUCCUCCUUGUCUAAAGGAUUUGUAUUCCCAUUAUACAGCGUAGUUGCUGAAAAGGAUGGCAGAAGACUAAACAUUGAUUACCAGUAAGGCAGCAACGCUGGUGGCUACAUUCGGGAUUGGCAGUGAAGAUAUGUGUCCUAAAACAAUUCUUCAAUUCCUCUCCCCUAUUAAUGUAAACAAGACAUGCCUGAAAAGGAUCACUGGGGAUCUAUUUCGUUACCACAUUCCCAAAAUGGAUUGAAAGGGGUCAGUGUUUCCAUAGGCUUUCAGAUCUUGUAUUUGUAUUUACAUAUAACAUGUUUAUUUUCUAGCACAGAUGAAAUAUAAGAAAAUAUUGGAAUUCAAAGUCUUUAAUGUUAAAAGUACAAUUUUACAACAGGCUAUUCUAUAAGGCUGCUACCUCGCACCUCGUCCCUUAUUUAAUGCCAGGCUAUUCCUGCAACUAUGUAGAUACACUAAUGAAUAGCGCAGUGCUGUUCCUGCAGCCUCGUUUUGGCACAGAACCCAUGGUUAUUAUAAUACAUUGUGAUGUUUCCUGCACUGAAUCAUUAUGUCAAAAAGACAUUUGAACCACAAACCGGAAAAGGAAGCAUCAAAAGAGCAGAUUUAAGGGAACUCACCAUUUGUAUCAUAAUAUGCAAAAAGAAACAAGGACCAGGGGUCACAAAUGGAGAUUAGAUAAAGGGGCAUUCAGAACAGAAAAUAGGAGGCACUUUUUUACACAGAGAAUUGUGAGGGUCUGGAACCAACUCCCCAGUAAUGUUGUUGAAGCCGACACCCUGGGAUCCUUCAAGAAGCUGCUUGAUGAGAUUCUGGGAUCAAUAAGCUACUAACAAUCAAAUGAGCAAGAUGGGCCGAAUGGAAGUUUGUAAACUUUCUUAAGUUCUUAUGCCAUCUGGCCAUUAUUUCACACUUCAAAGUAACAGCUGCGAAUUCAUAUGAAUUGCUGUAGAAUGUCAGUGUAUUUCAUUGGUGUAGGAAACACACUUGUUUUGUUAUUUUAUAAUACAUUUUCUAUGACGACACAUUUUAAAAGUGGGUACAGAUUUGAGUGAUUCCAUCUUUUAAUUUGCGGCUGUUAGAGUGACUCAUAUUUCUGUUUUAUUCUGCUGUUGUUUACAUUGUCUUUUCUCACCCAGUAAGCACAUAGGGCCUCAUUUACAAAAGGGCACUAAACUUUAUGGUGCACCAUAAAUGCAAUUAGUGUGCAUGUUGUGCAUUGUAUUCUUUACCGCACAAAAUAGUGGGCAUAUUAUGGCUCACACUGAUUUUAUUGUGCCACACUAUGUAAUCAGAAUGAAUAUGUGAUUUGUAUGGUAAUUCAGGAUACUGUAUUUAAAUGAGGCACCCCACUCUGAAUAAUGAGAUGAGCUUUAUUCACACCGUAUUUACUAAUGGGUGAUAAUCGUAGUGUGCAUCUUAAAGUGAGCAGUAAUUAGUUUGUUUGGAAACCUGGCUUUAGCCACAGAUAGACACACUAUUUAAACCUAUUGUUCUGGGCUGAAAUCUAUCAGGCAUCAUGGAGGCAUUACUUGCAUUAAAGUUUUCAUAUAGAGCAGUGAAAAUUACUUGUAAAUAACAGGUUAUAUUAAGCGUGAAUAAAUGUGAAUUAAUGUUAUAAUUUCUUAGAUUUCAUUUUAUAGUUCAUUACAUUGGUACAAACAAUAAAACACUGGACCAAACAAGGUAUAAUUUGAAACAACCUCCUCCACUAGCAUUUCUAACUUCUCUGUGUGCAGUUUUAGUUUGGUUUGCCUCUGCCUGUCCCCAGUGGAGGGCUGUUUCUGCUAAUCGCUCAUUUUCAGUCAAUGUAAGCCACCUUCACCUUUCACAUUAAGCCACUGACCAAAAUAUACGCCUGAACUGCUGGGGCUUUUUAUAUCACAGAGGUCACGGGUAAGUCUUGGACAUUGUCGAGCACUUUAAAUUAUCGCUCACAAUACAUACAUUGUUCACGUUAUGGCAUGUAAAUUAAUGUGUUCUCUGUUAGUAUAUGGGACAGUAAAUUUGGUGUGCUUUCAUAAAUGAGGCUCAUAAUUUGGUAAUAAUGGUGUGUGUGUUUUUAUGAUAUAAAAGCCUGUUAAGAAUUUUUUUUCUUCUCGGUUGUGUUUUAUCGUUCAAAACUGAGAACCAGGAACCCUAAUUUGGCGGUGGAUGCUUUUACAUUCUACAUGCCAUCCGGGAGUGAUAGUAGCGAGUAAUAAGCAAAGUGUACACAAGUAAAGCCAUUGUUAAAUGGAAACACUGCAAAAUGACUCUGUAGAUCCAAUCUGGUAAACUUUUAAAAGAGUUAGGGCAGACAAGCCUUUUCAUUACUUUAACAUUUCUUAUUAGGACCACAAUAUGUGAAUAUCAAGCUUGAAUGUAAUCCUCAGGAGAAACCUCAUCACUAUUUUUCUGUGUUUUCGUGUUUUAGAAUAUAGUAUAUUCCUGAGCCUAAGGGCCUGCUUUUCAAAGUGGAUUUACUCCCUUUUAUCAAUUUCAGAAGUUAAAAUCUGUGUUGAUUUUGUAUUUCGUGUACAUAGAUAUGCUAAAAGUGUGUGCACUUCAUUGAAUGGUAGAACAAAAAUCUAUAACACUAGUAAUACUAUAUUACAUUUAGUAUUAGCACAGUAAGAAAAGCAUGGCCUAGAACAAAGGCACCAAGUUACCAAUACAGAUAGAUAGCAAGGCAGACGAGAUCUGUCUCCUACUGCUCAUUACUCUGUACAGGAUUUAACAAAUCAGAUCAAAAUACCAUUUUUGUUUAACCUCAUUCUGGCUUUAGGACUUUUGUGUCAGCUCUGCCGUACACAAUUCAUCUUUAUUAACAAGAUGGUGUUCCCAACCCAUGUGAGAUUGAAACAUGCUGGUGUCAAGCGUGUCUCUUUGUGAACAUUAAGGACAAAAGUGUAUCCAGUGCUGUUAACCCAAACACUACAUUUUAACAGUUAUUUAUUUAAUAGUUUCCUUUUUCAGCAGGCAAUUACCACUGUACAACAACCACAUUCGAGAUCCUGUGUAUAGACUAAAGUUCAAACAUUCCCAAUGCAAAAUAUAUAUUUGGUGAACUUAAGUAGUUAUCAGUUUAGCUGCUAAGGAAGUUGAAACAAGCAGAACAUUCAUAGCUCAUUAGUUAAAAUGUUUGACAGAACUUCCUUUUAAGAUGAGCUCAUUUAGAAAGCAAUCAACGUUCUACUGGAAGCUGCUGAAAUAUCCUGAAAAAUGCUGGCUAGUCACCCAGCAUGCCAAGGAUUCGCAAAUGAAUGGAAGUACUCAAAGUAAACAUGAACAUGUUUAAGUGCCUCAGUACUAAAUGUGUGUGUGUGUGUGUGUGUGUGUGUGUUGAAAUGUAUGUAAGACAUAUUUUCUGUGACAGACAAGUUUCUACAUUUUGUAUUAGAAUUAUUGUGAAAUGCACUACCAAUCAACUGUGUAAAGGAA